Penicillium nucicola is the source of this 1494-nucleotide messenger RNA. RefSeq lists its product as uncharacterized. Bases 1 to 1494 code for a protein of 497 amino acids. The transcript is spliced from 3 exons. Lineage: Eukaryota; Fungi; Ascomycota; Eurotiomycetes; Eurotiales; Aspergillaceae. The record is from RefSeq and is a predicted model, not a curated record.
AUGUUCCGCGAUGAGAGCAAGGAAGUAGUGCGAAAAGCGGCAGGGUCCAAGAAGCCCCGGGCGCCUCGCACUGUAUCCCCAGAAGGGGAGACGGGGAAUGCUGUGGUGGAGCCGGUGUUCGAUUUCAAUCUUCUCCAACGAUUGGGGAGUCGCCCGGUGGAAGUUCAGCCAUCGCAGGAUGUGGAGACGACCAAGUAUGAGGCGAUUUGUUAUUUUAUGCGGUCGAACGCAAUUCCCGGUUCAUUUUGGACUAGCGAUUUGGUCUCAAAGUUCCUCUUGCAGUCUGGGGGUCCGACGAGUCAAAGAGCCAUGCAGGCCAGUGUGGUUGCUACUGCGACCGCUAUGCUUUCCCGUGUCCGGGGCUUGCCUUCGUUGAGGGAGGUGGCCCACAAGGAGUAUGGAUCCGCUUUGAGAUUGUUAAAUACCGCUUUAACCGAUAUGGAUCAAGCGAAGACGAAUCAGACUCUGGGCACCGUCGUGCUGCUUGCCAUUUAUGAAGUUGUUACGUCAAGGUCUGCAGAAGAUAUCGAUAGUUGGACAAAUCAUAUCAAUGGUGCAACGGCAUUGCUUGACAUACGAGGAAUUGACCAGCUCAAGACUGAUGCUGGCCUGAAAUUGUUCUUGCAUCUGCGAUAUCAGAUUAUCAUUAGCUGUCUACAAAGAGAUGCCCGAGUCCCGGAGUCACUCUUCGAAUGUACCAAAAUCACCAUGUUUCUCCGCCCUGCAGAAGCACAUGGCAACCGCCUCAUCCUCAUAAUUGGCAAGCUUUCCAACCUGCGCGCCGACAUAAGAACCAAAGAAUUCAGAAACGAACGAGAAAUCAUCUCAGCAGCCUCGGCCAUCGAAGCCGACCUCAUUGCAUGGCUAGCAUCUCUCCCCCCCGAAUUCAACUACACAAGCUGCACCAAAUCCCCCUUUGACUUCUCAUUCCAACACCGAUUUGGAGGGCUAUCACCCUAUGACGACCAAUACCACAUAUACCCAACUCUCUGGGUCUGUAAUUCCUGGAAUCAAUACCGCAGCGCACGAAUCAUCGUUAGCGAAAUUAUCCUCUCGCAUAUCCGCCAAAUUUCCACCAACUCAUCAAUAACCUCGCUCUCUGAAGAAUUUCGUCUCCAAUGCAAGGCACUCCGUUCCACAAUCAGACGACUAGCAGUGGACAUCUGCCGCGGCGCACCGUUCCACUUCAACGCACAUGGCGCAGAUCAGUCACCCAACAUUCUUCCGCCGGAGAGCUACAUAGGCGGUCUCGUACUUCUAUGGCCCUUAUUUGUCGCUGGGAUUGUUGAAAACCCGCGCCACGGUCUUCGCCGUUGGGUUGUGAAAUGUCUCGAGAUGAUUGGCAAUACCAUGGGUCUUGAUCAGGCGCUUGCAGUUGCUGAUAUCAUCUCUGCUGAUCCUGGUAUCUUGCACUCUGUGACUGAAGAGGAGGAUGGGUUUAUUGAGGAGUUGAAUGUGCCGGAUUUGACCAGUCGACUUCCUGUGCCUAUCUAA